Messenger RNA from Plasmodium reichenowi, 3537 nucleotides. Its product is annotated as putative membrane protein. Bases 1 to 3537 code for a protein of 1178 amino acids. NCBI's taxonomy places the organism in Eukaryota, Apicomplexa, Aconoidasida, Haemosporida, Plasmodiidae. The transcript is spliced from 6 exons. The record is from RefSeq and is a predicted model, not a curated record.
AUGAUGAAAUAUUUCCAAAAGGAAGGACUAUCAUGUUUAUCGCUGACAGAGAAAAGAUCAUUUCUAGUAGAAAAAGAUAUUAAAACUAGGAAAAUAUGCAUUACGAAGGAAAACUUUAAACAUAUUUUCAUACUAGAAAAUGUUGAUAUUAUUGCCGGCUUGUGCUUUAUGAACAUAUUUCUUUUUAUAUGUUCAGGUUUAAAAGAAGAUGAAAAUCAUGGAAAUAUUACUACAAAUAUUCAUGGAACUUUAUUUAUUAUAAGUUUAAUUUGUUAUUCUAUUGAAAAAAUUAUACCAUUUUCAUUUUGUUCAGAUUUUUUAUUUAUCUUUCUUCUUUCCUUAUCAUGUACGUUACCAUUUUUAUCAUUUGAAUUAAAAAAUAAUUAUAAUGAUUGCUUUAAUACUAUUGUUUUUUUCCCUUUAUAUAUCUUAUUGUUUUUUACUAGAUACCAUAUAAGAUUAUUAUUCGUUUUAUUAAUAUUUUAUAUACUUAUCAUAUUUAUUAUAGACUUAUCCAUUAAUACAAGUAUAAUUUAUUCAUAUAUUCUCAUCUUCCUUUUUUUUACACUAUGUUUCAAUUUUAUUUUCUAUCGUUAUUUAUAUUAUUUCUCUAGAACCAUAUAUAUAUCCAAAUCCUCUCCUAAUAAUAUGUUAUUAAUAUUCCCUUAUAUUAAUGAAAUACAAGAUUUAAGCUUCAUAAAAAUUGCUGAUAUUCUCGUAGACUUAAAUAAUUAUAUACAUAUGAAAUGGAUGUACUUUUCACAAUAUCUAUCAACUAUCAAUUUAAACAAUCCACAACAUAUAAAAAAUUUAAAAAUUACUUCCACCAGAUUCUCAAACAAAUUUUAUACACUCAAAAAUCAAGAUAUCUUCAAAAAUUAUCCACCAUAUUUCUGUCUAAAAGUUCUGUAUCAUAAAAAAUUAUAUUUCCUCUCUUCUGCCAUUGAUAAAAAAAAAAAAAAAUGGACCAAAAUACACUUCAACAGAAAAAAAAUCAACUUUUACUUCUUGCUAGAAAUGAUUAAUAUACAUAAUCAAUAUGAUAUAAAAAAUAUAAAUCAUAUUGCAGCUAGCCAAAAUAAAAUAAUUAUAAAUAAAAAUUUUAACAUGACUCACCAAAAUAAUGGUACAAUAAAUAAAAAUAUUAACAUGACUCACCAAAAUAAUGGUACAAUAAAUAAAAAUAUUAACAUGACUCACCAAAAUAAUGGUACAAUAAAUAAAAAUAUUAACAUGACUCACCAAAAUAAUGGUACAAUAAAUAAAAAUAUUAACAUGACUCACCAAAAUAAUGGUACAAUAAACGAAAAUUUUAACAUGACUCACCAAAAUAAUGAUACAAUAAAUAAAAAUAUUAACAUGACUCACCAAAAUUAUGGUACAAUAAAUGAAAAUUUUAACGUGACUCACCAAUAUAAUGAUACAAUAAAUAAAAAUACUAACAUGACUCACCAAAAUAAAUGUUCAAUAAAUAAAAAUAUGUAUGUAUCUAGCCAAAAUAAUAAUAUAAAAGAGGAAGAAAAAAUUAACAGAAAGAAUGAUAAACGUACCAACCGCAUAAGCAGAAAUCAUCAAAAAAACGGGAACCUAUUGUUAGACAAAAAUAAUAAUAAGAAGAAGAAGAACACGAAAAAAGAGAAGAAGAUGAUUACACAAUCUGAAUAUGACACAUUUCAUCAAAUCAAUUCUACAAAAAUAAAGAACGAAUAUAAACAAAAUAGUAUACAUGAUGAACUGAAUCGAAACUCAAACAAAAUAUAUAUUGUAAAGGAUUUCUUCUCUUCAUACAAUUGUAAUCAAUCUAUAAAGGGGAAAACUACUACUAAUAGUAUAAAAAAAAAAAAAAAAAAGAAGAAAAAAAUAAAGGAUAACCUUUUCAAAACUAAUCCUAUAUCCAAAGACAAAUAUGAAACAAAUUUUGAAUCCAAUUAUGUGAACAAUCUCACAAGUUAUAAUAAAAACAAUAUGGAAGAAAAGAAAUUAAAAAUAGAUCAACUUUAUGAAAAUAAUUUAACAGAACAAAUUACCUUAAAUGUUGAUAAAUAUAAUAAAAAGAAGAAAAUCCAUAAAGUCAUCAACACACAGAAAAAAAAUAUAUCAGACAAAAUAUAUACAUUCAAAAAUGUAAAUGGCCAUGAAAAAGAUGAUAAUAUUUCUGUUAAUAAAAAAAAUAAAACGUAUAUUACUUUAUCAAAACAUGGAUUAUCAUACAAUGUAAAAGAAAAUAAUGUGAAAGAAGAAUUUCAAAUAGAUAAUAAUCAAUAUAAUAAAAAGACAAAUAAUAUAAAAGAAAAAUAUUGUGAUAUAAAUAAUUAUUAUUACAAUUAUACAUUUAAAAAGAAUUAUAAUGAUACCACUAAUAUACAAGAAUUACAACAAAAAUGUAAUACAAAGGAUAUUUUUCCGAAUAUUACAAAAUGUAAAAAUAAGAAAAAAAAUGAAGAUCAUAUUAUAUAUUCCGAUGAUUAUAUAUACAAUAAUUUAUAUAAUAUACAAAAUAUGAUGUCUAAUAAAAACGUUCUAACAAAUCGAAAAAGAACAAGAACUAUCACCAGUUCUGAUCUGUAUACAUCCGAAUCAUCGUAUACACAAUCUGAUGAAAUAUAUGGAAAAAAUAUUUUUUUCAUAAACUUUUCUUGUCUAUUUUAUAUAUUCAUGCUUAAAAUAAAACAUAUUAUAAAAUACAUUGAAGAAAUAAAUUCAGUUGUCCAAUGUGUUAAUUUUAAACAAGGGAUAGUACCAAAAAGAAGUAUACUAUUAUCUUUUCUUGAUCAAAAAACUGAACGAUAUUAUAUUAUGUGGUCCAAUUCAUAUGAUUUAGUAUAUUAUGUGGAUAACUAUAUAUAUCAUAUAAUUUUAAUUCUUACCUUUCAUCUUUUUUGUCUCUUUUUACGAAUAGCACCAAUACACAUCACUCAAACAUAUUUUCUAUUUAAAAUGAAAUCCUUUUUAAUAAUCUUUAUGCUCAGAUUUUUCCUUUCUCUAGUAAUUAUCUUGAUUUUUAUAUAUCCUGUAUUCAGGACUAUCUCGAUUAACCCUCGAAAUGUUUUCAUAAUAAAAAUGAACUUUUUCAUCAUUUCCAUUUUUAUAUUAUUUUUGAGCAUAUUUGAUUAUAUCUGGACAAUAUUUAUUAUUCAUAAAAAUUGGUGGAUCAUACAAAAAGAGUCAUUACAUCGUCUGGAAGAUGUUUAUAAAAAUAUCCUUUUUUCUUAUGCCCAAUUUUUUGUUGUUUUUCCGAUAUAUUAUUUUCUUACCCUACACAGAUUAAAAAAUGUGUGCUAUAUAUAUAUCAUUUUUAUUUUUUCUAUAUAUAUAAUAUAUUGGCAUUAUAUUGGGACCUUCCUACUAGGUCUAAAAAUGAAUAUAUCUUUAAUUGUUUUACUAAUAAUAUCUAUAUUAUUUAUUAUCAGACCAUUCGAAAUAGUAAAACGAGAUAUAUUUUUAAAAUGUGUGUUACCCUAUAUAUUAUUUCUUGAUGAUAUAUUGCACUUCCUUUCUGAUGAGAAAAAACUCAAAUAUCUGACAACAAAUAUUUAG